GGAAGAGGAGGGGCUCAGAAGGUGCCAAAGAAGCCGCUUGCGUUCGUCCUACUUUGUCCGGUAACUGCGACUUUUCCGCUAGCAAACCCAAGGAACACGCUUUUUUUCCGUCAGGCAACCCAUCAACCCUUCCCAGCCCCAUUUCUCGCUCGUUUCCUCCUUGCCCGCUGAGAUAGCAACGGUACAGUAAACAGCACCCCACACCGGGCGGAGGAGCGGCUUCCUCUGCCGCCGCUCGAAUCCGCCGUUUCCUUUAUACCCGCGCCACUCGACGUUCUGACGCUGGCGCGGUGACAUCAGAGGCGCCAUCGUAGUCGGGUACCGUGAUGGAAGCUCGCGAGUCACUUGCUUCUGUUUCUCCUUUUUUUUCCGCCUUCUGCGGUCGGGGAGAAAAAUGCUCCAACGCUUUCAUGAGGUCGCAGCCCUACCUUCGUGUUAUUUCCUUUUUUCUCCGUCCGCGUUGACCUCUAGGGUAGUCCCAAGCAGGCCCUUAGAGUCCAGAGGCGGUCUCAUGCAGGGGCCUCCGGGGCAGCGCUCGCCUCUCCUCGGUGGCGCCGGGGCCGCCGCCAUCUCUUCCCAGAGCUUCCUGGCCUACGAAGCCUUCCUCAAAAUUGACUCGUGGACUAGGGAGGAAAGUAUUGGAAUGCCAGUACCUCUCUUUCAACCUGAGAAGAGUGAUCCAUCUUGUUUCAAAAAUCAAGGACAGACAUUUCAUCCUGACUUUUUUCAGUUUUCAGCGUGCCUGGAAAAGGAACUCCCAGCACCAGAUCCAGAUUCUUUUAUUGGAUUUAUGGAUAAGCCAGAAAAACAUGAAAAUCUUUCUGAAGAAUUGUCAUCACAUCAUUCAAGUAAAACACAAGAAAAUCAUCAGCCAUGGAGUUCAAGUGAAAAUGAAGUGAACUGGCUGAAACAAGAUGCCCUUAAUGAAGAGACUGAACUUGAGAAAAAACUUGAGGAAGCUGAGCUUGCUGCUAAUUCUGUAGUAUCACUAAUACCAUUAUUUAAAGACUCCCUUGCUGGAUUUAAUGAAAAUAUGAGCAGUUCAGUUGAGAUAUUAAUGGCCAAGUUAGCUGAUAAUGAAUCUGAAAAUAAUGCUCUUAAAAAGAAAGUCCUAGAAAAGGAGGACUAUAUCCAGGAACUUUCUUCUUUUAUUCAGAAAGAAAAAGCAAAUACCUUAAAGACAACUCAGCUUUCACAUUCAGUGAAAUCAGUGCAAUCUCAUUUGCAACUACAGAUUCAAAAAAAAGAAGCUGAGAAUGACCAGUUGAAAUCACAUAUAAAGAGCUUAAAAGCUAAGAUAGUUGAAUGGAAGCUACAAUUGAAAACAUAUGAGCAGCAACUUGUUACACUGAAGCAAACAAAUGAGCAAAAGAAAAUAGCCCUGAAAAAAGCCACUAAAGUUUGCAAAGAAAGAGCUGACUCUUAUAUGGCAAGUAUUGAAGGCCUAACUUCUCAAAUUACAGAUCGGGAAGCCAGAUUGUCUGAAGCACUUUCAGCUUCCCUAGCCUGGAAAAGUCAUUAUGAGAAAGCUGUAGAAGAAAAGACAGAUCUGGAGGUCCAGGUUGAGACUCUGAAAAAGAAAAUCAUGAAUCUUUUGGAAGAACAAAACAAGAAGGAAGAUCCUGGAAGAAACUCAAGUAAAGAUUUUCUUAAAAAACUUCACUCCAGUGAGUUGGAAAAUGAAAACAUUCUUCUUGAGAAUGAAAAACUAAAGAUCAUGCUUGCUGCUUUGGAGGAAAAAGUUAUUUCAGUUGAAAACGAACGCUUGGAAUUACAAGACGUGGAGAAAAAGCAGAAAGCCCUUGUUGAAGUGUAUAAAGCUCAGGUACAAAAGUUACAAAAAGCAGUUGAAGACGUGAAAAACAGAUAUGAAAAACUAGUUUCUGAAAAAAAGCUAAUAACGCAAACCAAAAAGUCAACAUUGGAGGAGGUGAGGGACCAGAUGGAGUCACAUUCGAAAGAAUUAGAACAUGUUCACAGUUUACUGGAGGGAGCCGAGCUGGAGCUGCGGGACUGUCAGGAGAGGCUCAUCUACUGCAAAGGGAAAUUCACAGACCAGUCCCAAACUGUCCAAGACCUCCAAAGUCAGAUUGAUGAUAAUCAGAGCCUUUUGAAAACAUUCUCUCUAGAAGAGGAAAAUAGUCCCAAAUCAAAAUGUGAAAACCUUAAACAAAAAUUAGAAAUGAUGGAUGCAGAAAAUGAAAAGCUUGAAAGGAAGGUGGCAAGCCAAGAAGAGUACCUGAAGAAGAACAAAUUCAAAUUUAAAGAGAAAUCUGCAGAAUACAAUGCCUUGGCACGGCAGCUGGAAGUUGCUUUAGAAGAAGGAAAACAAAAGGUUUCAGAAGAAAUAGAGAAAAUGACAUCCAGAGAGCAGGCUUUACAAAUAAAAAUAUUAGAUCUGGAAAGUGAGCUUAGAAAAAAAAAUGAGGAACAAAACCAGCUUGUUUCUAUAUUCAGUACUGAACCAGGGAAUUUAUGAAGUAACAGUUUUAGACGUGUAAAGUACCUCAUCAGCUAUCUAGUCCAACUAGUACUCCAAAAGGAAUCAUCAUCACAAUGUGCUAACAAGUCAUUAUCCAGUCUCUGCUUGAAGACUUUGAAUGGUAGAAUCCCACAGUCUCUUAAGAGCAAUCUAGUCCACUUUUGAAUGCCUCUAAUCUUUAGCUAGUUUGUUUUUUGUUUGUUUGUUUGUUUGUUUUGUUUUGUUUUUCUGAUAGCCAAAAUGUAUCUCUUUUCAACUUCUUCUCCUUGGUUCUGCCUUCUGGAACUAACCAGAAGAAGUCUGUUUCCUCUUCCAUAUGAUAACCCUUCAAACACUUGAAAACAUGUCAUGUUUCUCCUAUGAUUUCUGUAGGCUAAAUAUCCCAUUUCCUCCAACUGAUCCUCCUGUGGCUUGGAUCCCAAGCCCUUCACCAUCAUGGUUGCUCUCUUCUAGGUACUUUAUGACUUCUCGUUGACCCUCCCACGCUGGAAUAUUUAUAUUUAAACACAGUACUUUGUAUGUAGUCUGACCAUAGUCCAGAGGGAUCAGCUCUACUGGCUGUCGUAUCAUGUUACUACCUCAUAUUGAGCUUGUAGACCUCUUUAACUACAAAAUCUUUUUUUAGAUAAAUUACUGUAGCCUUUCCUUUCCGUUUUCUUUGUAUGCUUAUUUAGUUGAAACCAAAUGUGAGAUUUCACACUUAUCCCUAUGUAAUUGCAUCUUCUUCAAUUCACUUCAAUGUUUUAGCCUCCCAAGAUAAUGCCUCUAUAUGUAUCAUCUGCAGAUUUAUUUAGAAUGUCCUUUCUGUCUUUAUCCAAGACACUGAUAAAUAAAAGUGUUAAAUAGCAUUGAGCCAGAUGCAAAACCAUGCAAUUAGGGAGCCCUCUUUUAAGCCAAUAUAGAACCAUCACUGAGUAUUUUUUGGGUCUGGUCAUUCAACCAGCUUGGCAUCCAUCUAAUUUUGUUAUCAUUUAGCUUGCUACUUUCCAUCUUUCACACAUAAAAUUCUGUGCUAAGAUCUAGGGAAAUAAUAUCUACAGCAUAUAGUGGGCAUUUAAUAAAGGUGUAUUGAUUAAUUUCAUGAUCCUCCUAUUUUGCAGCCUGUGAAAAAAAGAAAAUAAUAGUCUGUUCUUGAUGAAGACGUACUGAUUUUUAUAAUAACCAUUGCCUUUCCUAGAAGAUUACUAAACAUCUGUUUAAUGAACUAUUCUAGUACUUUAUUAAAAAUAAAGUUGAAAUUCUUUGAUUUACAUUUUGUAGACUCUAAUGUCUACCCUUUUUUGAAAACUGAGAUAUUCAUCCUUUUCCAGUUCCAUGGUGCUCAGAUAUCAUUGGCAGUGCUUUCUUCACAGUUAUACCUGAGGAUAUGGUUGAACUGGGCCAUUUUAUUUAACUCAUCUUCAAUACCAACUCUUUGUAUUUUACUUUUGUUUGGACAUUUAGUCAUCUAGGCCAAUGAUGGCGAACCUUCCAGAAGAACGGGUGAUGUGAGAAAUGACUUCAGGUGCAUGGAGAUGGGGAGGGGAGCAGCUGGGCCAUGCAUCCCUCUGACUUUCUAAUAAUGAACUCUGCUUGAGCGACAGCUCUUCCCGCUCUGAGAGGGCCCUGAGUGCCCCCUCUGGCACAUAUACCAUAAGUUUGCCACCAUGGCCCUAGGCCAAUCAAACAUCAAAUGAUGGUUGGAUUGCUUUGUUUUCUUAAUAUCUACUCUUCAAAGGACAGUCUGGUCCCUUCUUUAAUUGCCCUACACAUCCCUUUUGUCUUUGUUUUUGUCUUCAGCUCUUCUUUCUUAUUCUGAACCAUACUAAUACUGGAAGAAUAAUAUUGCUCUUUCCCUUCCCCUUUCCCUGCAGAGUGAAGAGAUGAAAAAUUGAAAAGUUCAGAAGUUAAAUGCUUUUUCCAUUACUUGAAUCAAAUCAUCAAUAAAAAUAUUAAUAACAUUUUCA
Messenger RNA from Monodelphis domestica (gray short-tailed opossum), 4428 nucleotides. It is a transcript of the gene ODF2L, whose product is annotated as outer dense fiber of sperm tails 2 like. Gene Ontology annotation, cellular component: ciliary basal body; centrosome. Gene Ontology annotation, biological process: negative regulation of cilium assembly. Lineage: Eukaryota; Metazoa; Chordata; Mammalia; Didelphimorphia; Didelphidae. The record is from RefSeq and is a predicted model, not a curated record.